AUGCAUGAAUACCGAGACCAUACAGGACGUUUCUCGCUGAUUAACAAAAAUGCGAAUAAUUACGAAACUCUAAUUGAAGAAGAAAUGAACAAUGUGUAUGAGCGCGUAAAAAAAUUAGAUCCGAACCAAGAAGAAUUCUUACAAGCAUUUCAUGAAGUACUGUAUUCUUUAAAACCUUUGUUUUUGGAAGAACCGAAAUAUUUGCCUAUAAUUGAAAUGUUAUCAGAACCAGAACGAGUUGUACAAUUUCGAGUAUGCUGGUUAGAUGAUAGAGGGAUUCAAAGAAAAAAUCGCUGUUUUAGGGUUCAAUAUAACAGUGUGUUAGGUCCUUAUAAAGGAGGGUUACGAUUUCAUUCGUCAGUAAAUUUAUCCAUAGUAAAGUUUUUAGGUUUUGAGCAAAUUUUUAAGAAUUCGUUAACAGGAUUAUCAAUGGGUGGAGGAAAGGGAGGGUCUGAUUUUGAUCCUAAGGGAAAAUCAGACAACGAAAUUUUGAAAUUCUGUCAAAGUUUUAUGAAUGAAUUAUAUAGACAUAUAGGGAAUUGUACAGAUGUACCUGCUGGAGAUAUUGGUGUAGGAGGAAGAGAAAUUGGUUAUUUAUUUGGUCAGUAUAAGAAAAUUGUAAAUAAUUUUAACGGAACCUUAAGUGGAAAAAAUGUGAAAUGGGGAGGAUCUAUUUUAAGAACAGAAGCAACAGGCUAUGGUUUAAUUUAUUUUGUUUUAGAAGUAUUAAAGUCUUUGAAUAUUUCAGUAGACAAACAAGUAGCUACUGUUAGUGGUAGUGGAAAUGUCGCUCUAUAUUGUGUUCAAAAAUUAUUACAGUUAAAUGCUAAAGUUGUAACAUUAAGUGACAGUGAUGGUUAUAUAUAUGAACCUAAUGGUUUUACAAUUAAUGAUUUGAACUUCCUUAUACAAUUAAAAGAAGUUAAAAAAGGAAGAAUUAAAGAAUACUUAAAUCAUUCUUCUACUGCUAAAUAUUUUUCUAAUGAGAAACCAUGGGGUGUCCCAUGCACCUUGGCUCUUCCAUGUGCAACUCAAAAUGAAAUAGACUUAGAAGAUGCAAAAAAAUUACAUAAAAAUGGGUGUAUUUUGGUGGCUGAAGGCGCAAAUAUGCCAUCGACUGUUCAGGCAAUUAACUAUUUUAAGUCAAAUCAAAUUAUUUUUUGUCCUGCAAAAGCUGCGAAUGCUGGGGGGGUAGCAAUUAGUGGUCUUGAAAUGAGUCAGAAUUUUCAAUUAACACAGUGGACAAGAGAAAUAGUUGACGAGAAAUUAAAAGGAAUUAUGAAAAACAUAUUUAUGACAUGUUCAGAAAAUGCUUUAAAAUACACAAAAAAUAAAUAUGAUUUACAAGCAGGGGCUAAUAUAGCUGGUUUUUUAAAAGUUGCUGAAUCUUACAUUGAACAAGGUUGCUUUUAG
Molecule: messenger RNA, 1413 nt
Organism: Plasmodium malariae
Lineage: Eukaryota; Apicomplexa; Aconoidasida; Haemosporida; Plasmodiidae
Gene: GDH1
Product: NADP-specific glutamate dehydrogenase, putative
Exons: 1
Coding region: 1-1413 (470 amino acids)
Cellular component (GO): cytosol
Molecular function (GO): L-glutamate dehydrogenase (NADP+) activity
Source: RefSeq, a predicted model, not a curated record